Cydia pomonella (codling moth) is the source of this 2507-nucleotide messenger RNA. RefSeq names its product solute carrier family 2, facilitated glucose transporter member 6-like. Gene Ontology annotation, cellular component: membrane. Bases 413 to 1936 code for a protein of 507 amino acids. Gene Ontology annotation, molecular function: transmembrane transporter activity. The record is from RefSeq and is a predicted model, not a curated record. The transcript is spliced from 10 exons. Gene Ontology annotation, biological process: transmembrane transport. NCBI's taxonomy places the organism in Eukaryota, Metazoa, Arthropoda, Insecta, Lepidoptera, Tortricidae.
GAAACCCUUAGACUGAUUAAUAUCUAAGGAAACUAAGAAUAUUCGCUAUGUACACGAUUGGUGAUGCCAUCAUUUUGUCGGCUUUUCUACGUUAAAUCUUAUGGAGUAAAAUUAGUUCCAACGGCUGUCUCUAGCAUUAAUGUUUGUCAUUCCAUAAGAUAACGUGUGUUUGUGACACUCAGCGCUAGUUCUCCCUCCAACGACUUCGCACUUGCCAAUAGUGAUUAGUGAUAACAGUAUGGGGAAAAUUGGCAGUUCAUGACAGAAGGAGCUAUUCGGCGCGGUUGCGCUUACGGCGACGCACGGCUGUCCCAGCUCCGUAACUCUUAUGUGCCCCUGGUACUCGUUACGGGAGUUUAUUUUAAUUUUAGUGUUUUUAGUGUAGAAGUGUUUUAAAUAUAAAUUAAUCAUAAUGAGGAUCCAGAGUUUUUUGCGUCAGUGUUUGGGGACAACCAUAAUGGCCUUCCCAAAGUUCCUCCUCGGCUCCGGGACAGUAUGGCCGUCGUACGCCCUGCUCAUCCUCCAGAGCGCCGCCACGCCCCUCUCAGGCCGCAUCAGUCUCUUCGAAGAAGCCCUCAUGGGCAGCCUACCUUACAUUUCCAGCAUUUUCAUGUCACCAUUCGGAGGGGUCAUCGUGGAUAAGUUUGGGAGGAAGAGGAGUGGUAUUUUUACUAAUGUUGUAGUUGCGGUAUCGUGGGUGUUUGUUAUUUACGGGACAACAUCUCCUAUGUUAUUAAUUGGAAGGUGCUUAUUUGGCGUGAGCGGUGGUUUACUUAUGCAGGUAGCCUGGGCAUUCGCAGCCGAAGUCUCCGAAGAUGCCUGCCGAGGUUUCAUGUCUUCCAUGCCAUCAGUGAUGUACGCUCUUGGUGCCCUGGUAUCCAUAAUCCUUGGCUGGGUGACCUCGUACCACAACAUUGCAUAUAUAAACUUCGGCCUGGCCAUUGCGAAUGCGUUCACAAUGUGGUUGCUUCCUGAGACCCCGGUGUAUCUCUGCUUGAUUGGAAAACAUGAAGAAGCCUUGAAAUCUUUAUCUUUCUACCGUGCAUCUACAAUCAAAGACAAGGCUGUAAUCGAUGAGAUGGCAGAAAUUAAAGCCAACCAAGACAACAAGCAGAAAUCUGCGACUUUAGUACCGAUUGAAGAACCCGUGACCCAGGAUCCCGAAAAGCAAAAUCUAGCAAGCGGAGAAUUCGUUCCCCCUGCUAAACUAUCAGCUUUGCAGUAUUUCCGCAUUUCUCCUGGAGCGCGCUGGUCCUUCAUCGUCGUCACUUUACUCUUGACUCUCUCCAUCUUCACUGGAGUUGUCGCCAUCCAAGUGUACGGUGGAACCCUGUUCCUCAAAGCCGCUCCCUCUCUAUCGCCAGACUUGUGCGCCGUUCUAAUGGCUUCCAUCUUGAUGGUGGGAGCUAUCUCUGGGGCGGCUUGCACGGAUUUGUUUGGCAGACGGAUCUUACUGACUUCGGCAUCCACUAUAAACGGGAUCUGUAUGGUGCUGCUAGGUGUUAUGGUUCGGUGGCCAAUUGGGCCUCAGUGGCUGGUUCCGGCCAUCAUAUUGGUCUUCUGCUUCAUCUUCAACCUCGGCGGUGGGAUGAUACCGUAUGUGCUGUUGGCUGAAGUGUUUGUUCCUGAGGUAAAAGGCUUCUCGCAGUCCAUCAUGAUGCUAUGGUUGUACAUCGUCAACUUCAUCCUUCUACUCGUCUUCGUGCCAGCAGUCGAAUACAUAGGCCUGCAGGUUGUUUUCUUCGUAUUUGCGGGCUGUGCCUUCACCUGCACAUUAUGUACUUAUUACAUGAUACCAGAAACCAAGGGCAUGAAUCCUUAUGUCAUCGAGGAGUUGUUUACGACGAGGAUAAAGGAGGGAAGGCGGUGGGCGAGACCUACUUCUGAGAAUAACGACGAAGAAAUUAAUUCAACCCACGAAUCGAUAAAAGUAUAGUUUGUUACCGGAAUGUUCUAAGGAGAGAUACAUGAAGGCAUACGACCACUUUAUAAACUGGAGAAGCGCUAAGAAAGUGAAGUCGCUGUCGGAAACCGUGUUUCUGGCAUAUUUCGCAGAAAUAUCGAAGACAUUAAACCCAUCUACACUUUGGAGCACGUACACAAUGCUUAAAUCAACUAUUCAUAACAAGCAUCAAGUUUAUUUGAAGAAUUUUACGAACUUAUUAGCAUUUUUAAAAAGACGAUCGGAAAACUUUAAAAGCAAGAAAUUAAAGAUUUUCACUGCUGAAUAGGUUGAGAGAUUCUCAAACGACGCUCAUAAUAUCCUAUUAAUUUGUCUUUUUGAAUUGUUCAAAUUUCUCUGUAACUCUUAACUAAUUUAAUUUCAUUGGUGUUAUGUCGUUUACCUAUCGCUGUAAGUAUGUAGCUGUUAAUAAUUUGUUCUAAAGAAGUAUAAUAAACCUACAUUUUUUGUGUUUGAGUUUCUGCAUAGUCGAAAUGAAAAGUAGAGUGUUUAACUCGGGUGAAAGUAACCAUCUCACCCUCGAACUAUUGGUGCUCUCACUUUG